Messenger RNA from Calliphora vicina (urban bluebottle blowfly), 1098 nucleotides. RefSeq lists its product as uncharacterized. The transcript has a single exon. Bases 1 to 1098 code for a protein of 365 amino acids. NCBI's taxonomy places the organism in Eukaryota, Metazoa, Arthropoda, Insecta, Diptera, Calliphoridae. The record is from RefSeq and is a predicted model, not a curated record.
AUGGCGGGAGAUAAAGAUGAAACUUAUUGUCAAACAUUACCAUCGAAUGCCUAUGGUGGCACUGGUUGCAUUCGCACUAAAUCAUUGCAACGCGAACAAAUUAUUUCUAAUAUUCGUAUGAUGAAAACCAAUAUUAAUGAAUUGUUUCAGCUUUCUGUAUAUCAGCUAGAAGUGAAGUUAUCUUUAUUGGAACGCCAAUUACAGUCGUUUGAAAGGGUUCAGCUGGAUUUGGAAUCCCUCGAUGAAUCAGAAAUAACUCAAAAUCACCGGGCUACCUUUGAAGAUGCGUAUUAUGAAAUAAAGUCUGUAAUUUUGGAACGUCUAGUCUUCCAUAAUGGAAUUGUCUCUGAAACUCCUUUUUCUAGCACACGCGUAGCAACUCAAUCAUCUAAUUCUCAUCGACCUCUUUUGCCGACGCUACAAUUGUGUAAAUUUAGUGGUAACUAUAAGGACUGGAUGGAAUUUUACAACGUAUUUUGUCUAUUGGUUCACGACAAUCAAGAGUUGUCCCCAGUUUCCAAAUUCCAAUAUUUAAAGUCUUGUUUAACUGACAGUGCUUCACGCCUUAUCCAGUCACUAGAAGUUAACGCUCCAAAUUACCAAGUCGCAUUUGAUUUGUUGAAGACAAGGUACAACAACAAAAGACAAUUGUUUCAGUCUCAUUUGCUUGAAAUAUUUAAUAUUGAAAAGGUGAGCAAGCCCAACGUAAUGGCACUUCGUUUGUUUAUUGACAAUAUUAACGCCAGCAUGCGUGCAUUGGAAUCAAUCGUCACAAAACAACAAAUUACAAAUGGUAUUAUGCUACACUUAGUAGUGUCCAAACUCGACACCGAUUUUCAAUCAAAAUGGGAAGAGAGUCAAUCACUCUCUCUAAACACAAGUACAUCUUCAUCAACGCUUCAGUUACCUAGUUGGGAUGAUUUAGUAAAUUUUUUGGAACGACGUUGCAAAUCAUUAGAGAUUUAUGAAAGUACCCACCCAAAUUCAGUAUGUGCAAAACACGCAUGCAAUGUUACAGUAAGGUCAUUGGCUUCAGAUUUUACUACAGCAUUUGAUGCCGUCAUUCUAUCAUCAAUUUCAUCUUGUCAUCCCCAAUAA